Messenger RNA from Trifolium pratense (red clover), 600 nucleotides. Its product is annotated as secreted RxLR effector protein 161-like. The coding region runs from base 1 to 600 and encodes 199 amino acids. The record is from RefSeq and is a predicted model, not a curated record. The transcript has a single exon. Lineage: Eukaryota; Viridiplantae; Streptophyta; Magnoliopsida; Fabales; Fabaceae.
AUGACGAAGGCAGCAAUGUCAAAUAGCACAUUGUAUAAGCAGAUGGUUGGAAGUUUGAGAUAUGCCUGCAAUCCAAGGCCUGAUAUUUGUCACAGUGUAGGGAUAGUCAGUAGGUUUAUGCAAACACCUAAACUAUCUCAUAUACAAGCAGUGAAGAGAAUAUUGAGGUACUUGCAGGGCACAAUGAAGUAUGGCAUACUAUAUCCAAAUUCAUAUGGAAAGAAAGACAAGCCAAUUGGAUAUAGUGACUCUGAUUGGUCAGGUGACAAAGUAGAAAGGAAAAGUACUAUGAGAUAUGUAUUCACACUAUUUGAUUGCCCUAUUUCAUCCUGCUCUAAAAAGCAAAAUGUAGUAGCACUGUCAACUUGUGAAGCUGAAUACAUAUCUGCCUGCGAUGCAGCCUGUCAAGGCAUAUGGUUGCAAUCUCUGCUGCAGGAAAUGAAAAUUGAUGUUGAAGAUGGAGUAGAGCUUAUGGUUGACAACAAAUCAGCCAUAAUCCUGGCCAAGAAUCCCAUAGCUCAUGGGAGAAGCAAACAUAUUGAAACUAAGUUUCAUUUUUUGAGAGACCAAGUCACUAAAGGGAGGAUCAAGCUUAGCUAA